UUGCGCUUACCUGUGUGCCACCUCGAUGUUGCAUGCCAGGCUAGUUGCCGACCAGACCUGCACCCGCGACCAACAACGAAACACGGCAGUGCGGGGUGUGCUGAUGCCAAUCUUUUAACAAAAUCAAAGCAGCAGAACGACAUCGGCGGGGCGCGCUGGGGCUGGCAGAAGUUGCACAUGCUCGCGAGCUGUUCAGCUGAGAAACGCAGCGAACCAAGAGCCAUGCCCGAAAUCGAGAUAUGCUCCGGGCCUCCUUCACAUGGACCACCCGACAAGCCCCAAGUGGCGACACCUGCAAACGUGAACACGAACGGCGGGCCCACCUCGCCGGUCCCGCAGACUCCUCGCAGUGCCGACGACCCCUCGCGCGUGUGGACUCCGGUCGUGGUCCGCUGCAUCGCCUCCUUCCUGCCGCCCAACGAGGUCGCCUGCAGCUUGCGCCUGGUGGACAGCGCCACGGCCGCGCAGUUCGCCGCGCCCGCACACGCCACCGUCACACUCAGCCAGCCAGUGCCGCACCAUGCCUUCACACACAAGUUCUGCGGCCCCGGCGGCCUGCGCGGCCUGGGCCGCGUGCAGCGCCUCCAGCUGCUCCACCUCACCGCGCACAGCGGCAAUCUGCCCAACCUUCUCUCCCUUCUCUCCCUCCUUCCCGAGGGCGUGGGCCGGCCCUCGGUCUUCUACCACGCCGUCGCCGGCGGCCAACUCCACGUCUGCAAGGAGCUCACGGUGCGCAACGGCGGCGCGCGCUUCUGCACCGGCCCGUCGCCGCUGCUGGCGGCCGCGGCCACCGGAAGCAGGGAGCUGGUCGACUGGCUGCUGGAGCGGGGCUACACAGGGGAGCUGGAUGGGGCGGCGGGCGCGGCGGCGCGGGCUGGGCAUUUGGAGCUGGUGGAGCACCUGUUGGCGCAGCCCACGACGGCCCGCUGCACGGACGUCAACUCUCUGUUGGAGGGCGUGGCGGAGGGCCUGCCUCUGCCGUACUUGAUCCACAUGUACGAAAUGUACGGCGAGCGGUCGCAUCAACAGGAGGAGCAGCUGGCCGGCGGGGGCGAGGAAGGAGGAGUGGCUGUAGCAGCAGCAGCAGCAGCAGCAGCAGCUGGAGCUGAGGCUGGGGUUGUAGCAGCUGGUGCUGGUGCUGGUGCUGGUGCUGGUGCUGGUGCUGGUGCUGGUGCUGGUGCUGGUGCUGGUGCGCGAGCUGCGGAGGCGGGAGCUCCAGUUGCGGCCGCAGGCGCAGGCGCAGGCGCGGCCGCAGGCGCAGGCGCAGGCGCGGCCGCAGGCGCAGGCGCAGCUGAUGGAAAUGGUGGAGGUGGAGGAGGUGCGGGCUUUCGCGCUCACGGCCUGAUGGGUUGGGGCAGGCCGCCGCGGCGUAGGAGCACACGCUGCGUGACGGAACGUAUGCUCGCCGGUGCCGCGGCCAGCACCACUCCCUGUUGGCUGGCCAAACUUGAAUGGCUGGCAGCCAAGGUGGAGGAGAUGGAGGGCGCACGCGGAGAAGCACCAGCAGAAGGAGCAGCAGAAGCAGAGGGCGGGCCGCUGGAGGGGGAGCAGCGGCGGCCCUGGGGUGCGUCGGUGUGCCGGGCGGCGGCGGCGGUGCGCGAGGGUGCGGCCGACCGGCUGCGGCAAUUGGCGGCUGUCCGGGAGCUGAAACUGGACGAGGAGGCAGCACGCCGUGCCGCGGGCGCCGGCAAUGCCGAGGCACUAGACCUCAUCCUCACCGCCGCCCCCGAGGUGACGGCGGCCGUGGUGGCGGGCGGGAGGCGGCGCGCCACGCUGACGUCAACCGCUGUGCGCUGCGGCCACGUGGCCGUGCUGGAGGUGCUGCGGCGCCAUGGCAUUGGGCCGGGGCCCCCAAGCACGCAGGCGUGUCGCGAGGCGGUGGCGUCGGGUCACGUGGAGGUGCUGAAGUGGUUGUCGGCGUAUUGGCGUGCCGGCGGCGGCGCGCCACCACCCCGUGGAGGCGGCGCGCGGGCUGGGGCGGCAGCCGGGGCUGGGGCGGCAGCGGGGGCUGGUGCAGGGGCUGGUGCCGCCCCCGGCGGUGCAGCUGUGGGUGACGAUGCAGGCCAGCAGGAUGCACCGGACGCCGCCGCCGCCGCCGCUGCCGCGCAGGGGGCGGCUGCGCCGCCGCCGCCGCUUACAACGGCACAACGUUUUGCCGCCCAGCGCUUGUUUGAGACCUGCAUUCGGCGGCCCGAGCUGAUGGUGGCGGCGGCGGUGCAGGCCGGCGGGCAGCCCGUGUUGGCUUGGCUGCGCGCCCGGGGCUGUGUGUGGAGCGCCGAGUGCUUCACGGCGGCGGCGGGCGCGGGCGCCAGUGAGGCGCAGCUGGCGUGGAUGAUCGCGGACGGCUGCCCGGUGCCGGACGACGGUGAGCCCUACCUCCGCCCCGCACGCCACACCGACGUCACCACCCUCGCCAUCCUGCGCCGCCUGGGCUGCCCCUGGGGCCCGCCCGGCGCCCUGCUCGCACGCGCCGUGUUCGAGAGCUACCUCUGCUGCCCCGUGCCCGCACUCCAAGCCCUCAUCGACCUGGGCUGCCCCGUGGACUGGACCCGCGCGGUGGUGGCGGCGCGGCACCGAGUCCGCCGCAUGGGCAAACACACCGCCGCCGUCGAGGCGCUGGCUUGGGUGCUGGAGAAGAGGAGGCAGGCGCAGGCGGAGCCGCGGCUGGCGCCGGGGCUGCAUGAUGCGCUGGCCUGCGUGCGGAGCUACCUGAGGGGCGAGCGGCACGUCACGCCGCUCACGCCGCAGCAGCGGCAGCAGCGGCGCCAGCGGGAUGCGGCGGCGCGUGCGGCGUGCGGGUGGUGUCUGUUGGCGUGCUUCACAUGCGGGCGGUUGGGCGGGGUUGCGCGGGCGCAGGCACGGCGGCAGCGGCUGAUGGAUGAGGUGGAGUUAGAAAAUCAUGUGUAAGGCAGGGAACUGGAAGCGGAAGAGGAAGAGGAAAGGGUGUCGAGGGUGACUGUAUUCUAAAGAGGUGCGCUUUGCGUGGGUUGGUAUGGAUGGAGCGGAAGAGCCAGGUAUACGUAUGGGAAGGCGUUGGUUGUGUGGAUACGUAUGGCAAGGCGUUGUGGGUAGAGGUGAGGUGAGGUGAGGUCGACCUCACGUGUGUGCGAUGUGCGCGCUGUGACUUUGAUUGCCCUAGCGAAGUGUACGGACAUUCAUGCACGCGUGCGUGCCAUUAAGGAUUUGGCUUUCAUCGCAGCCACCUGCUGCUGUUGCCCGUUGGCCCCUUGGCUGGCAGCCACCAACUCCCGUCCAGAAGGAGUGAACGGGUUGGCAAGGCUCUGGGAUGGCAUGACCGUGUGUGAGGCUAGGUGGGGUUGACAUCGCUGUUUAAAGUAGGAGCAGGCGUCGAGGUCCCGCGGAGCGCAUCCGGCCAAGGUAGCGGUAGCCUCGUCAGGGCCUGUUGGGACGCCUCUCAUGGGGCGCGAUUGUAUGUAGGCUGACGAGCUACGACCAGGGGCACCCCUGGUUACGACGCCCGAUGACGCAGCCGAUUGUAACGUAGACGACAU
Molecule: messenger RNA, 3512 nt
Organism: Chlamydomonas reinhardtii
Lineage: Eukaryota; Viridiplantae; Chlorophyta; Chlorophyceae; Chlamydomonadales; Chlamydomonadaceae
Exons: 5
Coding region: 223-2907 (894 amino acids)
Biological process (GO): sphingolipid catabolic process; ceramide biosynthetic process
Cellular component (GO): membrane; endoplasmic reticulum; cell periphery
Molecular function (GO): protein binding; glycerophospholipase activity
Source: RefSeq, a predicted model, not a curated record